GUUUGCCUAUUUACUGCAAUUGCCAGGCACCCCCCGCAAUCUCCAGGGCCCAGACCUAUUUUAGCCCUUGCGCCAAGACUUUCCUCCCACGCAAAAAUAUUCCGGCUCUCCCGUCAAUAGUCAAUCCGAGGCUUCUUCAACACUACGAACAACCAACCCUCAAAACCUCCAGCAAUCCCCGAGAAAUCCGCCAAAAUGCCUGGAGGUGUCAGCGUUCGUGAUGUCGAUGCCCGGAAGUUCGUGGCUACCUAUGCCGCUUUCUUGAAGCGCCAGGGCAAGCUCCCCGUCCCCGGUUGGGUUGACACGGUCAAGACCGGCCCCGCCAAGGAGAUGCCUCCCCAGGACAUUGACUGGUUCUACGUCCGCGCCGCGUCGGUUGCCCGCCAUGUCUACCUGAGGAAGACCGUCGGUGUUGGCCGCCUCCGCAAGGUUCACGGCUCCGCCAAGAACCGCGGCUCGCGCCCUUCCAACCACGUCGAUGCCAGCGGCAGCGUUGAUCGCAAGAUCAUGCAGGCUCUCGAGAAGAUUCAGGUCCUCGAGAAGGAUGAGGAGAAGGGCGGACGCCGCAUCACCCAGCAGGGACAGCGUGAUCUUGACCGGAUUGCGCAGACUGUCGCUGAGGCCGACGAGGAGGAGGAGGAGGACGACGACGAGUAAACAGGUCUUUACGAAAACCUUUUAGAUUCUCCAGGGCAUGCUGCCACGCUGGGGGGCUCCUCAGCAGUGUCGGAAGCAAUGGCGUCGUGACCCUGGCAAUGGUCCUGGAUUCCCGGUAGCAUCAGGUUUAGGCGUCAUAAAAUGGGAUUGCUGGCUUCAUCAUGCCUGAAUGUGCCUCAUCCUCUGAGCUCUGCAGUUGCGUUUCAGGAAUUUAUCGUGUGUCUGUGUCCGAGUACCUACCAAGAGCUUGACAUGAUGAGUUGUAAUGACACGAGUGCUUGCUUUGCGUGGAC
Lasiosphaeria miniovina is the source of this 950-nucleotide messenger RNA. RefSeq names its product ribosomal protein S19e. Bases 196 to 657 code for a protein of 153 amino acids. The transcript is spliced from 4 exons. Gene Ontology annotation, molecular function: structural constituent of ribosome; RNA binding. NCBI's taxonomy places the organism in Eukaryota, Fungi, Ascomycota, Sordariomycetes, Sordariales, Lasiosphaeriaceae. The record is from RefSeq and is a predicted model, not a curated record. Gene Ontology annotation, biological process: ribosomal small subunit assembly; translation. Gene Ontology annotation, cellular component: ribosome; cytosolic small ribosomal subunit.